This is a messenger RNA of Ceratotherium simum simum (southern white rhinoceros), 1750 nucleotides long. It is a transcript of the gene OPRL1, whose product is annotated as opioid related nociceptin receptor 1. Gene Ontology annotation, biological process: neuropeptide signaling pathway; sensory perception of pain. Gene Ontology annotation, cellular component: plasma membrane; neuron projection. NCBI's taxonomy places the organism in Eukaryota, Metazoa, Chordata, Mammalia, Perissodactyla, Rhinocerotidae. Gene Ontology annotation, molecular function: nociceptin receptor activity; neuropeptide binding. The record is from RefSeq and is a predicted model, not a curated record.
UCUGCAGUCAUAUGUCCCUGUGCCCUCCCAGGUACCGAGUGGCUUCCCACGCAGGGCAGCAGCAUGGAGUCCCUCUUCCCUGCCCCGUUCUGGGAGGUCCUCUAUGGCAGCCACCUGCAGGGCAACCUGUCCCUCCUGAGCCCCAACCGCAGCCUGCUGCCCCCCCACCUGCUGCUCAACGCCAGCCACGGCGCCUUCCUGCCCCUCGGGCUCAAGGUCACCAUCGUGGGGCUCUACCUGGCCGUGUGUGUCGGGGGGCUGCUGGGGAACUGCCUCGUCAUGUAUGUCAUCCUCAGACACACCAAGAUGAAGACAGCUACCAACACCUACAUCUUUAACCUGGCCCUGGCGGACACCCUGGUGCUGCUCACCCUGCCCUUCCAGGGCACGGAUGUCCUCCUGGGCUUCUGGCCAUUUGGGAACGCCCUGUGCAAGACAGUCAUUGCCAUCGACUAUUACAACAUGUUCACUAGCACCUUCACGCUGACUGCCAUGAGUGUGGACCGCUACGUGGCCAUCUGCCACCCCAUCCGUGCCCUCGAUGUCCGGACAUCCAACAAGGCCCAGGCUGUCAACGUGGCCAUCUGGGCCCUGGCCUCCGUUGUCGGCGUUCCUGUUGCCAUCAUGGGCUCGGCACAGGUGGAGGAUGAAGAGAUUGAGUGUCUGGUGGAGAUCCCCACCCCACAGGACUACUGGGGCCCUGUGUUUGCCAUCUGCAUCUUCCUCUUCUCCUUCAUUGUCCCCGUGCUCAUCAUCUCCAUCUGCUAUAGCCUCAUGAUCCGGCGGCUGCGCGGGGUCCGCCUGCUCUCCGGCUCCCGCGAGAAGGACCGGAACCUGCGGCGCAUCACGCGGCUGGUGCUGGUGGUGGUGGCUGUGUUUGUGGGCUGCUGGACACCUGUCCAGGUCUUUGUGCUGGUCCAAGGGCUGGGCGUGCAGCCGGGCAGUGAGACCGCGGUGGCUAUCCUGCGUUUCUGCACCGCGCUCGGCUAUGUCAACAGCUGCCUCAACCCCAUCCUCUAUGCCUUCCUGGACGAGAACUUCAAGGCCUGCUUCCGCAAGUUCUGCUGCACCUCUGCCCUGCACCGGGAGAUGCAGAUGUCUGACCGCGUGCGCAGCAUUGCCAAGGAUGUGGCCCUCGCCUGCAAGACCUCUGAGACAGUGCCGCGGCCUGCAUGACUAGGCGUGGACCUGCCCAUGGUGCCUGUCAGCCCGCAGAGCCCGUCAACACCCAACACAGAGCUCACCCAGGUCACUGCUCUCUAGGCUGACACACAACCUGAGACCUGAGCAUCACCAGCCUCAUCGGGCUUCCCUGUGGCCCCAGAGGGUCUGGUGACAUUAUGGGACAAGUCAGAGCAUUAUGGCUGCCACCAUGGCCCUGGUCAUACUAAAGCUGACCUCCUGGUAGGAGGGCAGGGAUGCAAGGACUCACCCGGGAGCAUGAUCAGCCAGAGCCCAUGCUGACCCUUCCGUGCUUCAUGGGCCUCUCUGGCCUCUCCCCUGCUGCACCCUGCGUGCUCCAGGGGGCACUCACCUGGAGCUGCGACAGCAGCAUGUGCAGUCCUAUGUGCCCCUUGUGCUGUGUGCUGUCUGCAUGGAGCCCUGUAGCAUCUUCUCUUGGCAGCUGGAGGAGCUUGAUGCUGCCUGGAGAGCACAGUGGGCGUCUCUGGGCAGUGGAACUCGCCCUGAGCAUGAAGCUGGUGAUAUGGGCUUGCUCGUGCCGCAUUCUGCUGCCACUUCCUCAUCCCCC